This is a messenger RNA of Telopea speciosissima, 985 nucleotides long. RefSeq names its product aquaporin PIP1-2-like. Gene Ontology annotation, biological process: transmembrane transport; response to water deprivation. Lineage: Eukaryota; Viridiplantae; Streptophyta; Magnoliopsida; Proteales; Proteaceae. Gene Ontology annotation, cellular component: plasmodesma; vacuole; plasma membrane. The transcript has 3 exons. The record is from RefSeq and is a predicted model, not a curated record. The coding region runs from base 72 to 932 and encodes 286 amino acids. Gene Ontology annotation, molecular function: water channel activity.
GCUUCAGUGUGCCUUUUGUUGUUGUGUUCAGAGCUCCAGAGGAAGAGAAGAUCUAGAGCAAGAGAGAGGAAAUGGAGGGCAAGGAAGAAGAUGUUAAGCUCGGAGCUAACAAAUUCUCUGAGAGGCAGCCCAUAGGGACUGCUGCACAGACAGAUAAGGAUUACAAGGAGCCACCCCCAGCUCCUCUGUUUGAGGCUGGAGAACUGCAAUCGUGGUCUUUCUGGAGAGCAGGAAUUGCAGAGUUCAUGGCUACUUUCCUCUUCCUUUACAUCACUAUUUUGACUGUCAUGGGUGUUAAAAGAGCUCCCAACAUGUGUGCCUCUGUGGGUAUUCAAGGGAUCGCUUGGGCUUUUGGGGGUAUGAUCUUUGCCCUUGUCUACUGCACUGCUGGUAUCUCAGGAGGACACAUCAACCCAGCUGUGACCUUCGGUUUGUUCCUUGCAAGGAAGCUAUCUCUGACUAGGGCACUGUUCUACAUGGUGAUGCAAUGCCUUGGAGCCAUCUGUGGUGCUGGUGUUGUGAAAGGCUUCCAAAAGACUCAAUACCAGAUGUUGGGUGGUGGAGCCAACGAAGUCAGCCAUGGCUACACCAAGGGUGAUGGUCUUGGUGCUGAGAUCGUUGGUACCUUCGUCCUCGUCUACACCGUCUUCUCUGCAACCGACGCCAAGAGAAGUGCCCGUGACUCCCACGUCCCCAUAUUGGCUCCACUUCCAAUAGGGUUUGCAGUGUUCUUGGUGCACUUGGCAACCAUCCCUAUCACAGGAACAGGCAUCAACCCAGCUAGGAGUCUUGGAGCAGCCAUCAUCUACAACACAGACAAGGCUUGGGAUGAUAUGUGGAUCUUCUGGGUGGGUCCCUUCAUUGGAGCUGCUCUUGCUGCGGUGUACCACACGAUCAUCAUCAGGGCCAUGCCAUUCAAAUCUAGGGCUUAAAUAAAAUCAUGCCAUCUUCAUUAUUUUUAUCAAGAGAAAUGAAUCAUGACCAA